AUUAUUUGGUGCAAUAACGAGAUGAAUUAUUUAAAUAAUGAUGAUGUAAAAUGUCAUAAAAGGUUUGAUUUGAUGUAAUUUGAUUGAACAUGUAAAUGAAAUGGCAAAAACUUAAUCCAAGGAGGGGAUUUUAAAGUUCUAUGAAAAUAAUAUCAAGGAAGAAAGAUAUUUUGAGAAGACAAGCCGAGCCUUGAAUUGAAAAUGGAAAGGGGAAUAACGUGUAAGAAAGGGAGGGUUGAGGGAAGAGUAGGUGGCAUUGAAAAGGAAGAGGUGAUGGACACUUGUAAAGACCUCUUUCUAUUCAUGCAUAUGCCGCCAUCCUACCUUCUCGAAUAUGAAGCAUCUCGAAGAUCUAAAAUUCAAGAAGAAAAUGACGAAGAAGAAAGAAGAAGUAAUGGAGAAGAAGAGCCCCUUGGGGCUCACCUUCCUCCUCCUCCUCCUCCUCAUGGCCUCUCAAGAGACGGAGGCGAGGCUGUGCGAGUCGCAGAGCCACUGGUUCAGGGGCGUGUGCGUGAGCAACCACAACUGCGCCGUCGUGUGCCGGAACGAGCACUUCGUCGGGGGCCGCUGCCGAGGCUUUCGCCGGAGGUGCUUCUGUACUCGCAACUGUUAAAUUAAGAGCCUCUGUAUUACCACUACUACUACAAUAAAGAGACUCUUCUGUUGAAAGUAGUUUUCUGUUUUUCAAAAUAGAAAACAGUUGUUUAACCUAAAAAUUUCGGUUUUAUGUUCUUUCUAACUACUCUUGUGCUUUUAAGAAUUAUUUUCAAAAAUUAUUUUCUCCA
This is a messenger RNA of Vitis riparia (riverbank grape), 785 nucleotides long. Its product is annotated as defensin-like protein 1. NCBI's taxonomy places the organism in Eukaryota, Viridiplantae, Streptophyta, Magnoliopsida, Vitales, Vitaceae. Gene Ontology annotation, biological process: defense response. Bases 335 to 613 code for a protein of 92 amino acids. The record is from RefSeq and is a predicted model, not a curated record. The transcript is spliced from 2 exons.